AUGGCACCAAACCAGUCUCUUAUAUUGUCCAAAAACCCGACUGGUUUCCCGAUUCCCGGUGAAGAUCUGACGGUGAAGACCGAGGAGAUAGAUCUUGAUGACGAAUUGGACGAUGGGAGUGUGUUACUCAAGACUCUUUAUUUGAGCUAUGAUCCGUUUAUGCGCGGUCGCAUGAAGCCCGCUGGGAACAAAUCCUACGUCUCCGGAUACCCACUAGGCUCAACACUCUCAAACGCAGGUCUUCUCCAGGUCGUUAAAUCUUCUAACCCGUCCUAUCAUCCUGGUGAUCUAGUCCUAGGAAAUGCCGCCUUCAGUACCUAUCAAAUCGUGGAUUCAUCCCGUCUUAACAUAUCUCCCUACGCCGGAGGGUUUCAAAUACUUGAAAAUCCGUUAGGUCUAGAUCCGAAACUGUUCUUGGGGGCGCUGGGCAUGAGUGGAUUGACUGCUUAUUCAAGUUUCUAUGAGAUUGGAAAACCGAAGAAGGGAGACGUUAUUUUUAUUAGUGCGGCCAGUGGUGCUGUCGGCCAAAUCGUUGGGCAGCUUGCGAAGCGUGAGGGGCUGAGAGUGUUGGGCUCUGUUGGAAGUCAAGAGAAAUUGGAUUUCAUUACGAAAGAACUGGGGUUUGAUGCAGGGUUCAACUACAGGACCGAGGGUGUUACCGAGGGGUUAGAGAGGGUAUUGGAGGAAACUGGUGGUGGUGGGUUGAACAUCUACUAUGACAAUGUAGGAGGAGAACACCUAGAUGUAGCGAUAGUUCACAUGGAAAAUUUCGGCAGAAUAGUCCAAUGCGGGAGCAUCUCUCAAACUUCACUCGACCCCUCAAAAGUCUACCGUCUCGGAAAUAUGCCACAAGUAGUCGCCAGACGACUUACAAUUCGAGGAUUCAUUGUUUUCGAUCCUGAUUUCGGACCAAAGUACAGGGACGAGCAUCAACAGAAUCUUGGUAAAUGGAUCAAGGACCGGGAGAUUAAGGUAUUGAUGGAUGUUACUAGUGGCAUGGAGGACGCGGCUGAGGGGUUCGUCAGAAUGUUGCAAGGUAGGAACUAUGGCAAGGCGGUGCUGAAGCUUGGUGACGUCUAG
Molecule: messenger RNA, 1080 nt
Organism: Glarea lozoyensis ATCC 20868
Lineage: Eukaryota; Fungi; Ascomycota; Leotiomycetes; Helotiales; Helotiaceae
Product: NAD(P)-binding Rossmann-fold containing protein
Exons: 4
Coding region: 1-1080 (359 amino acids)
Molecular function (GO): oxidoreductase activity, acting on the CH-CH group of donors, NAD or NADP as acceptor
Source: RefSeq, a predicted model, not a curated record